AUGGAUUUCCUCAAGUCAGCCGUCGCAUCUGCGAUCGCAAAAGGCAGCUCAUUCCCUUAUUCGCUCGGCGACAGAGUCGACCUCUCGGACUCAAUCUGGUCCCUUCAUAAUGCUACCAAACGGGAAGACGGCUCCCCGUGCAGCGUAUUCACCUUCGAUAUUUCUUCAAAUGUUUCUCGCACCCCGUUGGCCAGAAAUGCCGUACGUAAAUCGCGGACCUUGAGACAUCCCGGGGUAAUAAAAGUGCUGGACACUAUCGAGACAGAUACCAACAUCCAUAUCGUGACCGAGCGGGUUGUUCCUUUGUCCUGGCAUGUCAAGCGCCGAAGUCUGAGCAGGGAAACAUCAAUAUGGGGGCUGUAUACGGUGGCUUCUACCCUCAAAUUCAUCAAUGAAGAUGCCUCUUCCGUUCACGGGAUUGUCAGGGCAUCCUCAAUAUUCGCUAGUGAGAGUGGUGAAUGGAAGCUUGGGGGGUUUGAUAUCUUGAGUUCCAUGAACGACGAGAAUGCAGUGAUAUAUACAUACGGUAGCCUUGUACCAGACGCGGCUCAGUACACUCCGCCCGAAGUUGUCAAGGGCGGCUGGGAUAUAAUCAAGAGACAUCCCUUGGCAGCAGUUGAUGCUUAUGGGCUUGGAAUCCUGAUAUACGAGGUGUUCAAUGGCAGUUUUGCGGGAGGUGACCAAGUCGGCAAAACGACGAAUAUUCCACCCAGCAUGCAUCAAAGCUACAAGCGUCUCUGCACAGCCAAUCCUAAACUGCGGUUGAGCGCGGCGCAUUUUGUUGAGCAAGGGAAGAAGUCCGGUGGCUUCUUUCAGACACCGUUGAUCCGGUUGACGGACGACAUAGAGAGCCUGGGCCUUAAGAAUGAUGCUGAGAGGGAGGAGUUUAUCAGCGAGCUUGAUGAGCUUUCAGACGAUUUCCCCGAGGAAUUCUUCAAGAUGAAGGUUCUGCCGGAGUUGCUCAAGUCAGUCGAAUUUGGGGGUGGUGGCCCGAAGGUCUUGAGUGCUAUUUUGAGGAUCGGGACGAAACUGUCACCAGAUGAAUACAACUCCAAGUUAACGCCUGUCAUUGUCCGCUUGUUCGGCAACCCUGAUAGAGCUCUUCGGGUCUGUCUACUCGACAAUCUACCAUUCAUGAUUGACAACCUACCGCAGAAAAUUGUAAACGACAAAAUCUUUCCGCAGAUGACGUCAGGAUUCACAGACGUGGCGCCUGUUGUUCGAGAACAGACUGUUAAAGCUGUGUUAUCGGUCGUCAAUAAACUCAGUGAUCGAACUAUUAAUGGAGACCUGCUGAAGUUCCUCGCACGAACCGCAAACGAUGAACAGCCAGGUAUUCGGACCAACACGACCAUCUGUUUGGGUAAAAUCGCGAAGCAUCUUGGACAAGGUUCACGGUCAAAGGUUCUCAUUGCCGCCUUCACCCGAUCGCUGCGAGAUCCCUUCGUCCAUGCCCGCAAUGCAGGUUUGCUUGCGCUGGCUGCAACAAUCGAGUUUUUCAACGAGGAGGAUUGCGCAGGAAAGAUUCUUCCCGCUAUUUGUCCCUCUUUGCUAGAUAAAGAGAAGCUGGUGAGAGACCAAGCGAACAAAACUCUAGACUUGUAUCUACAGCGCAUUCGCAACUUCAGCAGCUCAAUGGCCGAUACGGCAAUUACAGCCACUGCUAGCGCUGAAACACCCAAGGAUGCUGCACGAAUUGGAACAUCAAAUGAUAAGUCCUGGGCCGGGUGGGCAAUCUCCUCGUUUACCAACAAACUUACGACAGCGAACGGUGAGAUACAGCCAACUACGGGUACUAGUAAACUGGCCGAGACGGAGGCAACUCGCUCAGCAUCUGUACCUCGCCCCACGCGAUCAUCACCCUCCACGCAGCUGGACCUACCUAAGAAAGUAUUACGUGCCGAACCUCAACCUCUAGGACGAUCUCUAUCCGAUCAGCCGGUUUCAAGCUCCAUAACAGCGAACGGAACGGACGAUGUCUAUGAAGCUUGGGGUGCUAUUGAUGACGGUGAGGAGGAGAAUGGAUUGAAAGACGACGACCCGUUUAGUGCCCCAAUUGUCAGCAGCUCCCCAGCGCCAAAGUCCGCCACUGUUCCUUUCGACGAUGGAGGUGAGCCUGAUUUUGCGGGGUGGUUGGCCGCACAAUCCAAGGCCAAAGCGAAGAAACCCUUGCCCAAGGGUUUGAGCAAACCCGCCGCAACCACAAUCGGUACUCGAACCUCGGGUCAUACCAACCUUUCCAAACCCAGGACGGUGGUAGCCCCCACCAAAAGAAUUGAUACGAAGCCUAAGGAUGAGGGCGAAGAUGAUGGUUGGGGUGACGCCUGGGAUUAA
Messenger RNA from Aspergillus fischeri NRRL 181, 2334 nucleotides. RefSeq names its product COPI-interacting protein CEX1. NCBI's taxonomy places the organism in Eukaryota, Fungi, Ascomycota, Eurotiomycetes, Eurotiales, Aspergillaceae. Gene Ontology annotation, cellular component: cytoplasm. The coding region runs from base 1 to 2334 and encodes 777 amino acids. Gene Ontology annotation, biological process: tRNA export from nucleus; protein phosphorylation. The record is from RefSeq and is a predicted model, not a curated record. Gene Ontology annotation, molecular function: protein kinase activity; ATP binding. The transcript has 9 exons.